Molecule: messenger RNA, 2665 nt
Organism: Pelobates fuscus (common spadefoot toad)
Lineage: Eukaryota; Metazoa; Chordata; Amphibia; Anura; Pelobatidae
Gene: NEK5
Product: NIMA related kinase 5
Exons: 22
Coding region: 79-2424 (781 amino acids)
Biological process (GO): protein phosphorylation
Molecular function (GO): protein kinase activity; ATP binding
Source: RefSeq, a predicted model, not a curated record
UGCACAGAGAGACACUCCCAGUGUCUGAUUACCUGGGAGCAAUAGGAGACAAACUGUGAGGGCACUCACUAAAACAUAAUGGAUAAAUAUGAGAUUAUUCGGAUGAUUGGAGAAGGAGCGUUUGGUAAAGCAUUUCUUGCAAAAGAAAAAACAGAUAAUGCCCAAUGUGUAAUAAAGGAAGUAAACCUAUCAAAGAUGCCACUGAAAGAAAAGGAAGCGUCACACAAGGAAGUCACUCUAUUGUCUAAGAUGAAGCAUCCAAACAUUGUAACGUUCUUUACUUCAAUUGAAGAAAGGAAUAAACUUUACAUUGUCAUGGAAUAUUGUGAUGGUGGAGAUCUGAUGCACAGAAUAAACAGACAACGACGGGUUCUAUUUGAUGAAGAUCAGAUCCUAAGCUGGUUUGUGCAGAUCUCCUUGGGUUUGAAGCAUAUUCAUGAUCGGAAAGUCCUACACAGAGACAUUAAAGCACAGAACAUCUUUCUCUCCAGUAAUGGGACAGUGGCCAAGCUGGGUGACUUCGGUAUAGCGAGAGUGCUAAACAACACAAUGGAAUUGGCUCGUACUCGUGUAGGAACACCAUAUUAUCUAUCUCCUGAAAUCUGUGACAAUCUACCUUACAAUAACAAGACGGAUAUCUGGUCUUUAGGAUGUGUACUAUAUGAAUUGUGCGCACUAAAGCAUCCCUUUGAAGCACAGAGCUUACAUCAACUGGUGAUAAAGAUCUGCAGAGGUCGUUUUGAACCAAUUUCUUCAAAAUAUUCCUAUGAUUUGAGGGGCCUGAUAGCUCAGCUUUUCAAGAUAUCUCCACGGGAUAGACCGUCUAUAAAUUCAAUAUUAAAGAAGCCAUUACUUGAAAAGAUGAUAAAAAGAUUUUUGAGUCCAGAGCUAAUUCAGGAGGAAUUCAGUCACACAGUAUUACACAAAAAGAAAGCAUUCCCUUCAAAGCACCCCAGAAGUACUCCAUCACCUAAACAGCCACCAGUUGCAAAAGUGGAAAGGCUGAAAAUCCAACCUCAGAGACCUCAGUUAGUGACACCCCCAAGGAGAGAGGCCUUGCCUAGAAAGAAUGAGUCUAAGCCCAUUUCGAAUGCCCAGCACAUGGCAAAGUACUGGGAGCGUAAAUUGGAUGUAGCAGAAAAACCAGCUGCCGCCAGGAUACACGGAAAUUACGGCCAUUAUUAUGCUCAACUGCAGAACAUACAAAAGCAGCCGCAGGGAUUGAAGCCACAGAUUAAUCAGCGACUCGAGGAAUAUUAUAGACAAAAACAAAUCCAAGUUCAAGAUCACUUGCCAGCAGAAUAUUUACAGAGACGAUAUGAAGCCCAGCAAUAUAAGAUAAAGGUUGAGAAGCAGUUGGGCCUACGACCAUCCUCUGCAGAUCACUUUUAUAAACCAAUGCAAGUUCCAAGAGAACUUCAGCCAGAAUUACAACAUGUGAACAGAGCUCCACAAAACCAACACCAACACGAUAAAAAUGAAGAGCAGCAGGAGAUUCCUAGAGUGAUCGAAGCAACAUAUCUGGUAAAGCCAAAGAACAAUGGAAGAGGCCCAACUCCUGGUGAAAAGCCUGAUGGUGCACAGCCCAUGGAGGACAUAGAAAAGUAUUUGAUUCAAAUAUCUGUGCAAAACAGACGUGAAAGAAAAGCUCUGGAGGAAAAGUAUAACAUCAAGGGAGGAGUAAAGUUUGAAAUUGAUUUCCAUGAACCUAUCAAAGAGGAAAGUACCAAAGAACACGAAGAGGAAAAUGAUUUACUCAAUGAUACUUUGACGUUUGAUAAUGGAAAGAAGCUGGAAGACGUCAAUUGGCUCAGGAUGGGCAAAGAUAAUAACGAUCAAGUAUCAGAUGACAAAUUGGUGGACAAUCGCAAACAAUGGAACCCAGGAAUGCCCAGAACAUUACUCCAGUUAUUAGAAGCUGCUGAUGUGUCUAUGUAUGAAACCAAAGCAGAAAUAGAGAAUGCUGACGACCCUCUCGCAAACCGAAAACAGUGGAGACAGAACGCACCUGGGACACUGUUGAAGGCUUUGGCAGAGGCAGAAAUGAAUGAUUCCAUAGUACAAGCUGAAGAUGUUUGUGAUGGGACUCUGAAGCAGUGGACUCCAGCUAAGGAACAAGUAGAUGAGACUGAUACAACAUCAGAGGUUGAUUUGGAUGAAGAGCGCCUAGAACCAAGAUCAGAUGAUGACGACACCAAUUUUGAAGAAUCAGAAGAUGAGCUUCGAGAAGAAGUAAUGGAAUCUAUGGAAAAGGUUUUGAAACACAAAGAGGAUAAUUUAUGUGUAAAGCAGAAGAAUGUAGAUAAGAACGUGGAUGAAGAAGGUACCGGAAAAGCAAAAGAUUCGCACACAGAAGAACCUGCCUUAAAUAAUAAUAAUAAUGUAUCAUCUGAUCCUAUUCCACCUUCUGCAACCAGUGUUUAACAAGAAAAAAAAUUAAAUUGUGGACAUAUUGCUAUUUUUAAAAAUGCUGUGCUCUAUACCCCAUUUCUAAAAGAAUACCUGUAACAUGCUCAAAACACACUGUAAACAAAGCACUGUAUUUCAAUAUACAGCAGUUAUAUUAACACUCAUUGUAGCAAAUCUUUUACUUUACUUUUUUAAAAAAAAUUAAUUAGUUACAUCCUAUUGCCAUAUUUCAGAGAUCUAAGUACAGAAAAAUCAC